AUGUCCUGUUUAUUCACAAGGACAUUGCACUAUGUGAUAUGCCCUCGAACCACAAUAGAAUGGUCUCCAUCGACAUGUCCUACAACCAGUUUUCUUUGGACACAUACGUCCUUCAACUUGAUCCUCUUCCCCACUUUUUUCAUUUCCCCCCUCCAAAUUACCCUUUUCUUGCAGCUUUCCUCCACCGUCCCCCACAACCCCGUCACCAUAUCGCCGGCGAUCUCCCUUCUUUCUCAAUUCUAUCUUCAAGAUCAACAACUCCUUAAGACUAAAUCCUUUUCCUUGUUUUUCUCCAUACGAACUAAAAAGAUAUUAACUCCAAGUAGUAGUUGUUGCUGCCUUGAUGAGAUGAAAGCUCUGUCCUUUUCUGAUUUCAGGAUUCUUAGUUGA
This is a messenger RNA of Lactuca saligna, 390 nucleotides long. Lineage: Eukaryota; Viridiplantae; Streptophyta; Magnoliopsida; Asterales; Asteraceae. The record is from the annotation of a GenBank genome assembly.